Funneliformis geosporum is the source of this 438-nucleotide messenger RNA. Lineage: Eukaryota; Fungi; Glomeromycota; Glomeromycetes; Glomerales; Glomeraceae. The record is from the annotation of a GenBank genome assembly.
GAUAAUCAGAUUUUACAACGCAUUAUCUGUGAUAAUCAGUUUGCUUCUCUUAGUAAUAUAACAGAUAGUUUAAGUUCUAGACUUAAUACCACACUUCAUUAUAAUACUGUUAGAAAAUACAUUUAUAAUGAAAGUUUGGAUUUGAAUGAUGCAAAGAAAAAUGUAAAUGGAAAGAGGAAUAGAAGCAAGCGGUAUAAUCAGAUGAGUCCAGAUUGUAUUCAACCUACAGUUAAAUUUGAUGGAGAAUCAAUAAUGUUUUGGGGUUGUUUUGGUUGGCAUAAAGUUAGACCUUUGGUUGUAGUAGAAGGAAGUAUGAAUUCUGAUGAUUAUAUUAAUAUUCUUUCUAACUCUUUCAUCCCUUGGAUUAGUAAUUAUCCCAGUUAUAUUUUCAGUAAGAUGAAGCAUCCUGUCAUACAUCUUCGUAUAGUAUUUGGUUAA